This is a messenger RNA of Medicago truncatula (barrel medic), 2075 nucleotides long. Its product is annotated as nucleobase-ascorbate transporter 4. The record is from RefSeq and is a predicted model, not a curated record. NCBI's taxonomy places the organism in Eukaryota, Viridiplantae, Streptophyta, Magnoliopsida, Fabales, Fabaceae. Gene Ontology annotation, biological process: transmembrane transport. The transcript is spliced from 14 exons. Gene Ontology annotation, molecular function: transmembrane transporter activity. Bases 145 to 1728 code for a protein of 527 amino acids. Gene Ontology annotation, cellular component: membrane.
UCUCCUUAUAGUCACAACGUUCCUGCCAACUUCCUCAUCAUUUCCACUCUUUCUCUCUCUAGAAAAUAGUACACUCACCUUCUUUUUAUUCUCUGCUCUAUAACUAGAAACAUUGCCUAAGAAAAACAGAGUGAAAGAGAAACAAUGGCAGCUGGUGAAAGUGGUAAAGUUGAUCAUUUUCAACCUCAUCCUGUCAAAGAACAACUUACUGUUGAUUGCUGUGUUAGGAGCUCACCUUCAUGGCCUGAAGGGAUUUUUCUUGGGUUUCAACACUACCUUGUAAUGCUUGGAACCAUUGUCAUUGUUUCCACUAUUCUUGUUCCUUUGAUGGGUGGUGGCAAUGUGGAAAAAGCUGAAAUGAUUCAAACACUGCUUUUUGUUGCUGGAAUCAACACUCUGUUGCAGACAUGGCUUGGAACUAGGCUCCCAGUGGUUAUAGGAGCAUCUUUUGCUUUCAUUAUUCCAGCUAUUUCUGUGGCAUUCUCUUCCAGAAUGAGUGUAUUCCUUAAUCCUCGUCAGAGGUUUAAGCAAUCCAUGAGAGCUAUUCAAGGGGCAUUGCUUAUUGCUUCUUUUGUUCAAGGAAUGAUUGGAUUUUUUGGAUUCUGGGGAAUUUUUGGAAGGUUUUUCAGCCCUCUCAGUGCUGUUCCCCUUGUAACUCUAACUGGUCUAGGACUCUUUGUGAUAGGCUUUCCAAGGUUGGCAGAUUGUGUUGAGAUUGGUCUUCCUGCAUUGGUUAUUCUGGUCAUCCUCUCUCAGUAUAUUCCACAGAAGAUUAAAUCAAGAGGAGUCGACCGAUUUGCAAUCAUAGUCACGAUUGGAAUUGCAUGGGCAUUUGCUGAAAUUUUGACUGCGGCUGGUGUAUAUAACAAAAGACCAUUAAGUACUCAAUUCAGUUGCCGUACUGACCGAUCUGGGUUAAUUACUGCUGCUCCUUGGAUAAGAGUUCCAUAUCCAUUUCAAUGGGGGAGCCCUACUUUCAAUGUCGGUGAUAUUUUUGCAAUGAUUGCUGCUUCUCUUGUUGCAAUUGUAGAGUCAACUGGGACAUUCAUCGCUGCAUCAAGAUUUGGUGGUGCAACACAUAUUCCACCUUCUGUACUUAGCCGUGGUGUUGGCUGGCUGGGUAUAGGCACUCUUCUGAAUGCCAUGUUUGGCGCAGCAACUGGAUCCACCGCAUCAGUUCAAAAUGCAGGACUGUUGGGUCUAACACGUGUUGGGAGUCGUAGAGUCAUUCAAAUGUCAGCUGGAUUCAUGCUUUUCUUCUCUAUAUUUGGUAAAUUUGGAGCAGUGAUUGCUGCAAUACCAUUGCCAAUAGUAGCAGCCGUGUAUUGUGUUCUCUUUGCCUAUGUCGCUUCAGCUGGACUUGGUUUUCUUCAGUUUUGCAAUCUAAACAGCUACAGAUCAAUGUUCAUUGUCGGCUUUUCUCUCUUCAUAGGUCUAUCUGUUCCACAAUAUUUCCUCGAAUAUCUCACACUAUCUGGACAUGGCCCUGCUCAUACUGGAUCCACUUCGUUCAACAAUAUAGUGCAAGUGAUUUUCUCAUCUCCAGCAACUGUGGCAAUUAUAGUUGCUUACUUCUUGGAUGCCACUAUGAGUCGUGAACACGCCUCAACUCACCGUGACAGUGGGAGACACUGGUGGGAAAAAUUCAGGACCUUCAAUCAGGAUAUCAGAAGUGAUGAGUUCUAUGGAUUGCCUAUGAAUCUGAACAGAUUUUUCCCUUCAGCAUAAAUGCACUCAUUUAUUUCAAAAGAACAACAUUAAUUUUGUUGACAAAUUACUGUUCCCAAUCUCAAAGUUUCUAGUAUAUCUACACAAAAAGGCUGUGCAGAAGAGUGACAGGUUAUUGCAAAUUUGAAAUAGUUGUAGGAAGACUUGCUAAAAGUUAUAUACUCUUUGCAUAUUAUAGAUUAUCUGUUGUUUAAGGUUAAGCGCAUACAUUAAGUAAAUGAACUUUUUGACAUGAUAUAUUGAGUAAAAAUAAUAAACAACUUUGAAAGUGUACUUUUGGACGACAUAAUUUGUCUAGAGAUGUACUUUCGGAUGGUACAAAAGAUUGUAAAGAUAUUAUUUAGACA